Molecule: messenger RNA, 1734 nt
Organism: Adelges cooleyi (spruce gall adelgid)
Lineage: Eukaryota; Metazoa; Arthropoda; Insecta; Hemiptera; Adelgidae
Product: BTB/POZ domain-containing protein 9-like
Exons: 12
Coding region: 1-1677 (558 amino acids)
Biological process (GO): circadian behavior; adult locomotory behavior; modulation of chemical synaptic transmission
Molecular function (GO): protein binding
Source: RefSeq, a predicted model, not a curated record
AUGAUGAUCGUUUAUGUUUUAGCUGCAAUAAUUUUAAAGGCAAAUCCAGCAUGUUCUGAUCUUGUUGAGAGUACACAGCAGUCCAUAGACAAACAGCAAAGUAAAAAGCAAAUCGAUCAUGCUCACUUGAUGAUUAACGACAUUAGCAGUCUGCAUCUAAGCGACAGGUUUUCAGAUAUCGUUUUAGUUGUAGAUGGUGAAAGAUUGCCGGCCCACCGUGUUGUGUUAGCCUCACGCAGUAAACAGUUCAACGACCUAUUGUACAACGGUCUUAAAGAAUCCUAUCAGAUGGAAGUGCUAAUAAAAAAAACAUCAAUAACUUCAUUUAAAAUACUUCUUCGGUAUAUUUAUUUUGGUCGAAUGGAUUUAAGUAUUCUCGAGGAUAAAGUCAUUUUGGACUUAUUUAGGAUUUCGAAUUUAUUCGGUUUAACAAACUUAGAACUUUCACUGUCCGAGUAUUUGCGCAGUAACAUAAACUUAGACAUUGUGUGCUCGGCGUAUGCUGUGGCACGACUUUUACAAUGCAAAGAUCUCCAAGACGGUUUACUCGAAUUUAUCGACGACCACGCAUUGGAUGUAUUGCGAUCCAAAGAUUUCCUAUCCUUGUCACCCGAAGCACUACAAGACGUUCUCAUGUCUCGUGACUCGUUCGUUGCUGAAGAAUUGGAUAUACUCUUGGCGGUUUGUCGCUGGAUCGAAGAGCACCAAAACCACCUGGAUCCCGAUACCAAGACCAAAGUUUUAUCUGUCGUCAGAUAUCCGUUAAUAAGUGAUGAACAGCUGUCCGAAGUCAGGGAAUCACAGUCGGUUAGUUCGGAUUUUAUUUCGGAUGCGGUGAAAUUGAUAAACACGUUGCCACCGCAUAAACUGAAAUUGCGAGAAAAAGGAAAAAAAAAUAUCAAUUUUGCCGAUCCUUCUCAAGGCAGUCCAGUUAUCGUUGAAAACGGCAAUGCUAUUACGCUGAAGUUGAGUCAUCCGUCAUUUGUAAACUACAUCGAAAUCAAUUUACUACAUCGAUCCUUUAGGUCUUACAUUUAUUACGUUGAAGUUUCGACGGAUCAACACGAUUGGGUGCGCGUUGUGGAUUAUUUAAAUUAUAACUGUCGAUUGAUUCAACGUUUGUGGUUUCGCCCACAAGUAGUUCGGUAUAUAAGAGUAGUCAGCAACAUGCCUCCAAAUUUAAAAUUUUUAAAAGUAAUGUACAAUACGCACAAAGUGAAAGUCAAAAACGGAUUAGUGGUCCCUAAGUCUAAUGUCGUUUCAAUAUCUAUGAAUGCAUCCAUAAUCGAAGGAAAAAUUUAUACAAAUUACCGUAUGCCGUUAGAUGGCAGUUAUACUGACUGGAUACGGCUUUGGGAUGGCGAUGGCCAAUAUUACAAAUACAUUGUUGAAUCUUCUGUCAAUUACUGGAAAUGGGAACCUAUAGUAAACAAAUCUGAGGAGCUGGCACGAUCUUGGCAGGUGUUUCAAUUUGAACCCAGGCCGAUUGUAUACAUUCGUAUUACCGGCAACUACAGUUCAACAGACAAUCUUUUCCGUAUUAUACUUUUGGAGGCUCCCGCUCAAAAAGCGUCAGGUUCGAAAAUCAUUGAAGUCGAGCCUGCUGUAGAAAAUAAUGGGACAAAGGACGAAACAGAUAUGAUAAAACCGUCGGCGGCAGAAGAUUCAGCCAUUUAAAUCAAAUUGGAAUUACAAGCAUAUGUAUAGCGAAUUACACAGACAUUAAUAUCAAAC